UGUUGCGUUUAUAUUUUUGUUGAGUGUAGCUUUAAGGCACAUUUUGAUUUUCAGUGCCUCGACAUUUUUGUAGUUUUGAGAAUUCUAACCAGUUUGCUUAAUACAAGACAAUUUGGCUAGAUUUUGGACUAUUUAUCUUAUUUUGAGGGGGACAGUUUUUGCAGUGUGACAUUCCCAAAGGAGCUGUUUGUUUAACACAGUUAUUUAUAUGACACGUAAGGAUCUCCCAAAGAAAUUAAUUAGCAAAGACAUAUAGUCAAUGCACUAGCUCAUUCGUUGAGUUCAAGUCAGUCAUACUUAAGCCUUGUUUCCACCGAGCAGUUCAGGUCGGUAUGGCAUGGCCCAGAAUGCUAUUUUGUGUGUUUCCACAUUCAGAUUUAGGGACGGGUACCAAAAUAACAGACCCAUACCGUACCACGUUUUGGCACCCUUUGAUUGGGGUACCAAAGUAAUAGAACGAUAACAAAAGGGAGAAGCUAACCCACUGCUGUUGCUACUGGCUCAUCGCAACAUAGGAAUGCGUCAGCACCCUCCAGUAGUUUACGCACUAUACAGAAUCCUGUCGAAAAUAAUAUGCAGCAUUUUAAAUAUCCACACAACCACCAAGCCUGGUCAAACAAGGAGAUCAUUGCAGAGGCACAACAAUAUGACGUCACGCUGCUGUCUACCAUGCACCACAUACCAAACAAAGGGUACUGCUGGUGUAGAGGAAAUGCUUCAUAUGUUUAAGUUAUCGACACUACCAACACAACUGGCAGUUGAAAUGCAAGUUAAGUCGUGCUUAAUCAUUCUGAACAAUACCAUGUCGUACUGAACGGGACCACUUAUAUCUAUUAAAUCUAGUAGCAUAAGGACCCUAAAGACUAGGACCUUAUUAUCACUAUAUUAUUUCUGUUCAUGCACAAAAACAGGAAAUUUCAAAAUACUCAAUGGAGAUGUAGUUAGAAUCCAUUUAAGUCUUAGUGCAGAGGUUCGAUGAUUCUUGGAAGUGUCCAGAGGAGUGUUGGGGAUCACAGAUACUCAGGACCUUGUCGCUAAAUGUUCACAGUCUGUUUUGGGAGAUGGCUACAACAGUGGAAAUAAGUCUUUGAAACUUUUUUGUGUUGUCCUGCUUAUGAAUAUAUAUUAUGGUAUGUUUUCUCAAUAAAAAUCAGUCAAUCAUAUCAACCAGACCAUUGUCUGUACACCACAGACUCUGGGACAGGGUGGUAAAGGUCCAAUAGAUACUGAGGAUUAAGAGCACGGAGGGAUUAAUAGCUGAGAAGGAGGAUUUUCUCAGUGAUGUGAGACUCAACAGGAAGCCUGUGAAGGUCUGUUGGAGUUGAGGUAGGACGAUUUAAUAUGAGUGAUGUAAGAUCAUCGCACUGUAGCCUGUCCAGGGCAAACAGAAUAGAACACCAUUGCACUAAUCCAGGCAGGAGAUGAGGAAGGCAUGGAUGAGGGUCUAAUAAGUACAAUUUAACAUUCACAAACUGCUUUAUGGAGCCAUUCUGCUUCAUGCACACCUGAUCCCGUCAGAUCUCAGAAGUGAAGCAGAGUAACUCUUGAUAAGUACUUGGCUGAAAGACCACUUGAGAAAACCAGGGGCUUUGUGUGUUUUUUCAUCUAAAACUGAAGUUGUUUCAGAAAGGGCACUCGGUGUAAAACAUCUGCCAAAAAACGGGAGCAGCCAAAGGGUUUUACUUGAUUUAUUUUGUUGUGGAUCUAUAAAUAGUUGCAGCAGUGCACUGGGUCCAAACUGCCUAGUAUUUUAUUGGCUUUACUUUUGGUUGUAAUUUCAGAACAAAAACCACUGAAGUAAAUUUCCUUUUCUUCACCGUGCUGACCACUAUCUCAAUUUCAAAUUUAGUGAAAUUGUGCUGCUUCUGCACCAUUUAUCUCAUUGUAGCAUCGUUCUCUGAGGAAAUGUCCAGUUUUCAAGCACCAGGCAGAGGUUUCAUGAUUAUUUGAGGCUGUGUCUCCUUCCAUUCAUGGCUAAAGAUGGGAGUAGAAAGAAGGCCUGUGCAUGUGCAUGCAAUUUUGCAAUGUCUACAAAGGAGAACUGUGCAUAUGCAGAGAACAAAAAUAAUGCACAGGCAAACUCUUGCCUUUGUGUCAACUGUGCCUUGAUUAUACAUAGAGUCUGAUAAAGGAGGCUCCUGGACUCUGAGAAUGUGCAGUUUGAAAUACAACCCUUCCUCCUGCUCCCAUCAGCCUCAGAAUCAGGUUACAUACUGUCUGCAUGUGAACAAUCAUCUAUGCUUCUCUACUUGUUAGUCUUCAUGGCGUAUCACAGCAGCAGAUGGAUACCGAGGCAUCAGAGAUUAAAGUUUCAAAUAGUAAACGCAGUGUUCACGGCACUCGUUCUGGUGCCUCAGCUCUUCGUCAUGAGAAGGCCAAGCUCCUCAAGAUACUGUAAGCAGCCUCUUCUGAACAACUUAUCAGCCUUCACCGCCUUGUCCUUCAUUGCUUCAGGUUAUUCAGUAACAUUCACGCUGAUCGAUCCAGUUCCUCAGAGCUUGUGGGCCUCCUUCCAUGUCUUUGGACUGUUAUCAUUUGGCCAAGGACUAUGUACUGUGAUCCUGACCCUGACUGCAGCAGCAUGUGCCAAAACCACCCCUGAACUGUACUACAUGUCUCUGAUCCUAACAGUGGCUUCUCUUCUCAGCACAGGUUUGUUUGUGGGGAAAGGAGGAGUCUGGCUGACAAACAAACUGAACGUAUUUGACCAGAGCAGAAACAACGAGCCAUAAAACAGUCCAGCUGUCCCACUUUGACAUCUACUCCACAUAGUAUUAAGAUUUCAUGUGGUUUCCAAGCCACCCAGCAGCUGCUACGUAACUUGAAACCCCUGGAAUACAAAGGAGAAAGUGAUGAAAACACUCAGAUGUUCUGAAGAUUGCUUCAAAGUAGUACUAUAAAGCACUUAUAUGUC
Messenger RNA from Thalassophryne amazonica, 2914 nucleotides. RefSeq lists its product as uncharacterized. NCBI's taxonomy places the organism in Eukaryota, Metazoa, Chordata, Actinopteri, Batrachoidiformes, Batrachoididae. The record is from RefSeq and is a predicted model, not a curated record. The coding region runs from base 2238 to 2732 and encodes 164 amino acids. The transcript is spliced from 6 exons.